AUGUCUCAUAAACUCUGGUCACCACCUUCAGGCAUUCAUACAAAUAUUGAUGAUUUUCGACAUAUUAUUGUAAAGAAAUAUCAAGUUCCAUUGGAAACAUAUUGGGGAUUAUAUGAAUGGUCUAUAAAUCAUAUUUCAAAAUUUUGGGAAGAAUUUUGGUUAUAUAUUGAUAUUAAAUAUUCAGUACCAUUCGAACAAAUAUUGGAAGAGAACAAGAAAAUGGAUGAAAUUCCUCGUUGGUUUUUGGGUGCACGACUUAAUUAUGCUGAAAAUUUACUUCGUUUCAAAGAUAAUCGAAUUGCUAUCUAUGCAUGCAGUGAAGGAGAUCCAUCAAUCAAAACAAUGACAUUUGCUGAAUUAAAUGAAAGUGUUCGUCGUUAUCGUGCAGCACUUCAACAUGUCGGUGUUACAGUGGGUGAUCGAGUUGCAGUUUAUCUUCCCAAUAGUGCUGAAGCAUUAAUUAUUUGUCUAGCAACAGCUAGUCUUGGCGCGAUAUUUAGUGCAGCAUCAGCAGAUUUUGGUGUACUUGGUGUUACUGAACGCUUCAGUCAGAUUGAACCUAAAGUAAUAUUCGGUUGUAAUGCUGUUGUUUACAAUCGAAAAAUUCACGAUGCAUUAGUUAAACUAAAAGAUUGUGUACUUGCAUUACCAACAUUACAACAUGUUGUUGUUAUAUCAUAUGUAUCUAAUUAUUCCAUGGAUCUUAGCGGAAUUCCAAAUAGGUAUUAG
Messenger RNA from Rotaria sp. Silwood1, 729 nucleotides. Lineage: Eukaryota; Metazoa; Rotifera; Eurotatoria; Philodinida; Philodinidae. The record is from the annotation of a GenBank genome assembly.